This is a messenger RNA of Ambispora gerdemannii, 801 nucleotides long. NCBI's taxonomy places the organism in Eukaryota, Fungi, Glomeromycota, Glomeromycetes, Archaeosporales, Ambisporaceae. The record is from the annotation of a GenBank genome assembly.
AUGGAUAAUUUUGUCGCGGAAGACUUUUUCGAUAGCAAAUUAUUGGAAUAUAGUAAACUUAUCUUGCCGUCUGUGUCGAUAGGAAAUGUGCCUCAGCUGACUAUUGACUUGUUAACAACGACACUUGAUGUUAAACGGGUCGGUUUUAUAGAUGAUGAAAAUGUAAUACCUGUGGCUGGUACACGCGAAGACACACAAGGCGCUGUAUUUCAAUCAAAUGAUCGAAAGUGGACUUUGAUCCAACAGCGUGCUCCAUUAAUUCGAAAGCAUUUGCCUCAAUUUGCAAGGAGCUUGAUUUCCUUUAUUGAGGCAUUUAAAUUUUCUGAAGUAAUAUUUUUGUCAAGUGCUGAUGCAUGUCGACGGAUCGAUGCUCAAAUAAUAGGUACACCACUUCGCAUCCUUACGACUUCAUCAAUCUCCAACGACCUCCAAACAAGAAUCACAUCACUCGAACUAAAACAACUUGAACAUGUUAAAUCUGAAGAUUUCAUAAAACCUCACCAUCAGCAGGAUGUCGGUUCUACCACUACAGAUUCUGAUGAUGUGCCUCAGAUUCCUGGUGGAGGCGUUACAAAACAUCUUUAUCAACUAGCCAAAGAAAAAAAUUUGCCGCUAGUUGUGAUCCUUUGGUUUGCGACUGAAGGAGGCAAGAAUUAUUACAACACCCCAGAUGCUAUUCAACUCGCCAAUCACGCGAACUCUUUAUUGGGAUUAUUUCCUUCUCAAGAUUCCGUAGCUUGGAAAGCACCUAAGAGCUGGCAAGGAAUUUUUGGAAAACCCUUCGAAAAAGAAUUAUAUUAA